This is a messenger RNA of Penicillium soppii, 1407 nucleotides long. Its product is annotated as MFS transporter. Gene Ontology annotation, biological process: transmembrane transport. Lineage: Eukaryota; Fungi; Ascomycota; Eurotiomycetes; Eurotiales; Aspergillaceae. The record is from RefSeq and is a predicted model, not a curated record. The transcript is spliced from 4 exons. The coding region runs from base 1 to 1407 and encodes 468 amino acids. Gene Ontology annotation, molecular function: transmembrane transporter activity.
AUGGAGCGUCCACUCACUUCGGCACAGUCCAACGGGCCUACACCCGAGGUAUCUGAUGGAGACGAGAAAGGCCGCGGAGUCAAUGUUCAAAACAGCGCAGAAGAAACGAGAAAUAGUUCCAUUUAUGGGAAGCACAUUCUCAAUAUAAUCUCCUGGGUACCACCGCGAUGUCGAUGGGACGUGGAGAACCCGAGCAAAUUUGGCUUGUCUUUGAAUAUUCUGUUUGCAUUCUCUGGAACAUUCACUGUUGCCAAUCUAUACUACUCGCAUCCUAUUCUUGAUGUUCUCGCACAGUACUUCGGCGUCUCGCAUGAACGAGUUUCAUUGAUUCCGACUUGCAGUCAGGCUGGAUAUGCGACUGGUCUGAUUCUCCUUUGUCCUCUUGGGGACUUGGUACGGAGAAGACAUUUUGUGUUGCUUCUGACACUUGUCACGGCGGCUUUGUGGAUUGGUGUAUGCCUCACGAAGUCGUUUGAGGUAUUCCUUGUGCUGAGCUAUCUGAGUUCUAUGACGACAGUUACUCCGCAAAUCAUGCUCCCCCUCGUUGGGGAUCUUGUCCCGCCGGCUCGUCGGGCAACAGCCUUGUCUAUCGUGUCUUCGGGGCUUAUUCUGGGUCUUAUCUUCGCUCGUCUACUUUCAGGCAUCAUUGCAGAAUAUUCGUAUUGGCGAAACAUAUACUGGCUAUCGCUUGCUCUUCAAUUUCUCAUAUUUGCCCUGCUCUGGGUGUUCAUGCCGGAUUACCCAUCGACAAACACCAACAUCUCUUACUUCAAAAUCUUGUACUCCAUCAUCGGCUACUACUGUACAUCUCCAGUGCUGGUUCAAGCAACAUUAAUGGGUUUCUUCCUCUCCGCAACAUUCACCAGCUUUUGGACAACCCUCACUUUCCUCCUAUCCGGAGACCCUUACAACUAUCCAACUCUGACAAUCGGACUAUUCUCUCUGGCAGGUCUCACGCCAAUGUUUCUUGGUCCCCUGUUUUCACGAUACAUAAUCGACAAAUAUGUGCCCCAGCUGUCUAUUCUUGUCAGUCUGAGCAUCCUGAUCAUUGGUGUGAGCGUUGGGACCUACAUAGGAAGCUUCAGUGUCGCUGGUCCAAUUAUCCAAGCGGCAUUGCAAGACUUCGGUCUACAGAUGACUCAAAUUGCCAAUCGCACUGCCAUUUAUAGUGUUGCGCCCAAGGCCCGAAACCGAAUUAACACUGGAUAUAUGAUCGGCGUUUUCUGUGGUCAACUGAUGGGUACUUCUGUUGGAAAUCGCAUUUAUAGUGAAGGGGGCUGGACUCUGACGGGGAGUGUCAGUCUUGCAUUCAUUGGUGCAGCAUUGAUUAUUUGUCUUCUUCGCGGUCCAGCUGAGAAGAACUGGAUUGGAUGGCAUGGUGGUAUCAAAAUCCGACGAGUGGAAUAA